Molecule: messenger RNA, 1059 nt
Organism: Lichtheimia ornata
Lineage: Eukaryota; Fungi; Mucoromycota; Mucoromycetes; Mucorales; Lichtheimiaceae
Exons: 2
Coding region: 1-1059 (352 amino acids)
Source: RefSeq, a predicted model, not a curated record
AUGGAUUACCCCGUUGACGUUGGUAUCCUCGCGUCUUACUUUGGUUUCAUUGCCCUUUUGCUAUGGCGUAUUUCUCCAACUCUUUUUCAAGCUUUUCAACAUAAACAACACGUUGGCUCUCUCAUCUUUGGCAUUGGAGCUCUCUUGUCUCUACUCGCGACAUGGACCUACAUGAUCAAGUAUUUUAUUUACAGCUACAACGAAUGGCAAGCUGGAACGCGUGAAUCCUUCUCGUUGAAUGCCGUUUCCCAUUGGCUCCACAGCGUCUCCCUCUUUGACGAUGCUUGGCGAACUGUCAGUUUGGGUGAUUGGCCUUGGCUCUUUAGUCAUCGACUAUGUCUCUUUACAGUGGGCACUUGGACACCUUUCCUUGCAUUGGAAGGCUCUCGUCGUCAUAUUCCAUACGCCUGGGCAUUCAUGUUGCUUGGACAAGUGGUUGCCAUCUCGACAUCAAGUGCACUCUUCUUUGCAGUGGUCUUGGCUUAUGGUAAAACGGAUCGUGCAUCGCUUCCAUCACCUGUUGUUCUUUUGGUGUGCGUUUGGGUUGGCAUGGCAACUGUUGUGGCAUCUCCUUUUGUGGCCGAUACAAUCUGGUUCUUGCCCAAUCUACUUGUCAUGCAUGGUGUGCUCAUUAUCCCUCUCUUUGAACUAUUCACUGGCAAAUUCAAACUCGGCCAUACUCAACGCUCCAUCGCCAUCACCGCUAUCUACAUCACUGCUGCCGCUUGCAGUUUUGCUGUCACCCUCCAACAUUGGUUUACUUGCUUACGUGGUCUCGUGGAUACGGAUCAACCCUUGUCAUCGGUCCCCUGGUUCCUCAUUGCCACCUUCUUCCGUCACCCUGCACAAUCCAGUAUCAGCUCAGAUGUGGUCGCUGUUGAUCUCUUAUGCAGCCUUUGGAUGGUGGUGGAUCGCAUGAGAUAUAAUGGAAAAAUCCCAAAGUGGACCGUGGCAUUGAUGUUGCUUACACCAAGUCUAUCAGCAUCGGUCACUUUUCCCGUUUUCUUGGCUGCAAUCGAGUAUCAGGAUACAUUGAUGGAUAAGAACAAAAGCACAUAG